AUGUACGCCGCAUGGAAGACCAACCCCGCCAACGUUCAUGUUUCGUGGCACACAUACUUCCGCAAAAUGGAAGACCCCUCUGUACACUCGACACGAGCGUUCCAACCACCGCCAGGCCUACUGCCAGAGCGACACACACCAGCGCUGACACACACUGCCACGGCCGCGUCAAGUGACGGUGUAAACUACCUCAAGGCACAGAAUAUAGUUCGAGCGUUCCAGCAGCACGGUCACACCGCCGCCAAGAUCAAUCCCUUGGGCGACCUUGGUAACGCGACGGUGAAGCCGCAUGCUGAUAUCCCCAGCGCGUCGAACUUAAGCAAGUACGGAUUCUCUGCCGCGGACUUGGAUCGAGAGAUCCCCCUAGGCCCGGAACUUCUACCUCACCUUGCCCAGAGUCAUGAGAGUAUGAAGCUGCGCGACAUCAUCGCGGCUUGCGAGGACAUCUACUGUGGCCCUUUGGGCAUCGAGUACCAUCACAUCUCCGACGCCGCCAAACGCGAUUGGAUCCGCGACCGCAUCGAAGCCUACAAUAACUCCGUUACAUCCUCGGAGGAGAAGAAGCGCAUCCUCGACACCCUGAUUUGGGCGACCAGUCUCGAGCGUUUUCUUGCGGCAAAGUUCCCCAACGAAAAGCGCUUCGGUCUCGACGGUGCUGAGGGGCUGGCCCCUGGGCUGGCCGCUCUCAUUGAUCGCUGUUCAGAGGUCCACGGCGUACGGGAUAUCGUCAUGGGAAGCUGCCACCGAGGCAGGAUGAACCUCAUGAGCACCGUCUACGGCAAGGACUUUGAGACGCUGUUCCGCCAGUUUGCGGGCACCGAUAAGUUCGACACCGAGGGUGGUCAGACGGGAGACGUCAAGUACCAUUUCGGCAUGGACGGGCAGAGGACGACGGCAGGGGGCAAGACGAUCGGCAUUUCCAUGCUUCCCAACCCGUCCCAUCUUGAGGCUGUGGACCCGGUCGCCCAGGGCAAGGCCAAGGCUGUGCAGCACAUCAACAAUGACGUCGACCAGUCCAAGGUCAUGUUCAUGGCCCUUCAUGGUGACGCCGCAUUCUCCGGCCAGGGCCCCGUGUACGAGACGCUCAAUCUCUCGGGCCUCAAGGGCUACGAGGUCGGCGGUACCGUCAGGAUCAUGGUCAAUAACCAAAUCGGCUUCACCACCGACUCACCCGACUCCCGAUCGACACCCUACUGCACAGACCUGGCAAAGUACAUCGAGGCGCCCAUCAUUCAUGUCAACGCCGACGAUCCGGAGGCUGUUGUGUACGCCAGUAAGCUCGCGGCGGACUGGCGCGCCGAGUUCCGGUCCGACAUAGUCGUGGACGUGAACUGCUACCGCCGCUUUGGACACAACGAGAUCGACCAGGCGAGCUUCACGCAGCCUGAGAUGUACAAGAAGAUUGCGGAGAAGAAGGCCCUGCUGGAAUCCUACAUCGAGAAGCUGGUUGGUGAGGGCACCAUGUCUGCCGAGGUUGUUGAGCAGCAAAAGGCGUGGGUUUGGGAACAGCUCGAAGAGAAGCUGGCCAGGAGCAAACAGCCCGCGGAACAGAGUGAAGAUACAGCGCCACAUAACACUAUCGAACCAACGACGUCAACAUCCGUUGAAGAGUCUACUCUCGCAACGGCGGCGCAGGCAAUCACUAGCGUCCCGGAGGGCUUCAACCUCCACCGCAACCUCCAACGUAUCCUUGCCGCCAAGAAGCAGGCCUUCGAUGCCGGCGUCCUCGACUGGUCUACUGCCGAAGCGCUUGCCUUCGGCUCCCUGGUCAUGGAGGGCAAACCUGUUCGCAUCAGUGGCCAGGACGUUGAGCGCGGCACCUUCUCCCAGCGCCACUCGGUCUUUCACGACCAGGACACUCACGCCGAAUACACGCCCUUGAACCACCUGCAGGAUUCGCAGGCGGCAUAUACUGCCGUCAACUCCCCUCUCAGCGAGUUCGGCGUGCUGGGUUUCGAUUACGGAUACUCGCUUGCUGCGAAGGACGCAUUGGUGAUGUGGGAAGCGCAGUUUGGAGAUUUUGUGAACAAUGCGCAGGUCAUCAUUGACCAGUUUAUUACAUCCGGCGAGGCAAAGUGGCUUCUCAAGUCCGCGCUUGUCAUGUCCUUGCCGCAUGGGUACGAUGGACAGGGCCCAGAGCACUCAUCUGCGAGGUUGGGACGGUUCUUGGAGCUAGGGAGCGAAGACCCAAGAAGCUGGCCUGCUGACCUAGAUGCGGCGAAGAGGGAGUGUAACGUGCGCGUUGUCUGUAUGACGACACCGGCGAACCUGUUCCACGCUUUGAGGAGACAGGUUUACUCGCCGGAGAAGAAGCCCCUCAUCAUCUUCUUCUCUAAGUCCCUUCUCCGUCAUCCUCUCGCUCGCUCCUCGGUUCAAGACCUAACUGGUACCUCAACCUUCCAGCCCGUCCUCGCCGAUCCGGAACACGGCGCCUCCAUUCUCCCCAGAGACGAGAUCAAGCGCGUGAUCCUUUGCAGCGGACAGGUUUACGCCGCGCUGCACAAGCACCGCGAGGCCAAAGGUAUUAGAGACGUCGCCAUCACGCGCAUUGAGGAGCUACAUCCGUUCCCCUGGGCAGAAGUCAAGGAGAACCUCGAGUUGUACCCCGGCGCUCAGACGGUUGUAUGGGCGCAGGAAGAGCCGUACAACGGCGGCGCGUGGCAGUACAUGCGCGAUCGGCUGGAAACGGUGGCCAGAGAAUCGGCAGUGUUGGGAGGUAAGAGGAUCGUGUAUGCCGGACGUGGGACGGGGGCUGCGGCUGCGACGGGGUCGAAGAAACUUCACCAGCAAGAGGAGCAGAAGCUGCUCGAAGACGCAUUCGGUAUUUGA
Colletotrichum spaethianum is the source of this 2829-nucleotide messenger RNA. Its product is annotated as 2-oxoglutarate dehydrogenase, mitochondrial. The transcript has 2 exons. Bases 1 to 2829 code for a protein of 942 amino acids. Gene Ontology annotation, cellular component: oxoglutarate dehydrogenase complex; mitochondrion. Gene Ontology annotation, molecular function: oxoglutarate dehydrogenase (succinyl-transferring) activity; thiamine pyrophosphate binding. Lineage: Eukaryota; Fungi; Ascomycota; Sordariomycetes; Glomerellales; Glomerellaceae. The record is from RefSeq and is a predicted model, not a curated record. Gene Ontology annotation, biological process: tricarboxylic acid cycle.